Messenger RNA from Hordeum vulgare subsp. vulgare (domesticated barley), 2131 nucleotides. Its product is annotated as pectinesterase-like. The record is from RefSeq and is a predicted model, not a curated record. The transcript has 2 exons. The coding region runs from base 90 to 1790 and encodes 566 amino acids. Lineage: Eukaryota; Viridiplantae; Streptophyta; Magnoliopsida; Poales; Poaceae. Gene Ontology annotation, biological process: cell wall modification. Gene Ontology annotation, molecular function: pectinesterase inhibitor activity; pectinesterase activity.
AGUACAUAUAGGCACCAGCCAUUAGCGUCCAUCACGCACUCACUCAGUCCCACGCUCUUUGGCAGUCGAGUCGUGUCGUCCACAUCACAAUGCCACCCUGCUUGUACAACCACGGGAAACCAAGGCCUCUUCUCGUCCUCCUCGCAGUCACCCUCACACUACUCGCCGCCGCCGCCGGCGCCACGGCCGACGAUGUCUCCUCCGGCACGGUCCCCUUCUACCCCUCCGCGGAGGCUGCCGCGGCCGCGCACUGCGACGGCACGCUGUACCCGGAGCUCUGCCUGUCGACGCUCGCCGACAUCCCGGACCUCCACAAGAAGCCGCUCCCGGACGUGAUCUGCGCGGCCGUGAACCGCACCGAGACCGAGGUGACCACCAUGUCCGCCAACUGCUCCGGCUACCUCCGGGAGAGGUCCCUCAGCGGGCGCGACCACCUCGCCGUCACGGACUGCAUGGAGCUCCUAGAGACCACCAUGGAGGAGCUGGUGGCCACGACGGCCGACCUGGAGUCGCCGUCCGCGGCCAGGCGGCCGACCAUGGAUCACGCCAUGACGGUCCUCUCGGCGGCCAUCACCAACCAGCAGACCUGCCUGGAGGGCUUCUCGUACCAGAAGGGCGGGGAGGUGCGGCGGUACAUGGAGCCCGGCAUCCUCCACAUCGCCAAGAUGGUCAGCAACUCGCUGGCCAUGGCCAAGAAGCUGCCCGGCGCCAAGAAGCCGUCGUCGACGGAGAGGAGCGUGGCGCGGCAGCCGUUCACGGGGUACGGGCAGGUGGUGAAGGGCGGGUUCCCGCGGUGGGUGCGGCCCGGGGACCGGCGCCUGCUGCAGGCGCCGGCGUCGGGCAUCAAGGCGAACGCGGUGGUGGCCAAGGACGGGAGCGGGGGGUUCACGACGGUGUCGGCGGCGGUGGCGGCGGCGCCGACCAACUCCCAGAGCAGGUACGUGAUCUACAUCAAGGCCGGAGCGUACAUGGAGAACGUGGAGGUGGGGAAGAACCACAAGAACCUCAUGUUCAUGGGCGACGGAAUGGGCAAGACGGUGAUCAAGGCCAGCCUCAACGUCGUCGACGGCUCCACCACCUUCCGCUCCGCCACAGUCGCUGUGGUGGGCAACAACUUUCUAGCCCGCGACCUGACAAUCGAGAACGCCGCCGGCCCGUCCAAGCACCAGGCAGUGGCGCUCCGCGUCGGCGCCGACCUCUCGGCCUUCUACCGGUGCAGCUUCGUGGGCUACCAGGACACCCUCUACGUGCACUCCCUCCGUCAGUUCUUCCGCGAGUGCGACAUCUACGGCACCAUCGACUUCGUCUUCGGCAACUCCGCCGCCGUGCUCCAGAGCUGCAACCUCUACGCCCGCCGGCCCCUCCCCAACCAGAGCAACAUCUACACGGCGCAGGGCCGGACGGACCCCAACCAGAACACCGGCAUCUCCAUCCAAAAGUGCAAGGUGGCGGCGGCCUCCGACCUCGCCGCCGUGCAGUCCAGCUUCAAGACCUACCUUGGCCGGCCGUGGAAGCAGUACUCCCGCACCGUCUUCAUGCAGUCGGAGCUCGACAGCGUCGUCAACCCCGCCGGCUGGCUCGCGUGGGACGGCACCUUCGCGCUCGACACGCUCUACUACGGCGAGUACCAGAACACGGGCCCCGGCGCCGCCACGUCCGGCAGGGUGACGUGGAAGGGGUACCGCGUCAUCACCAGCGCAUCGGAGGCCAGCACCUUCACGGUGGGCUCCUUCAUCGACGGCGAUGUCUGGCUCGCCGGCACAUCCAUCCCAUUCUCCGCCGGGCUGUGACCGACCAAUUCUUCUUCUAUCAUCAUAUCAUAUAAAGCACCCAAUUCGUCCUGAGUUCGAGUACAUCCAAUCCAAUACCCCAGUGGAGCUGAGGGGCACCUGCCUGAUUCAUCUUAUUAGUUUUGUGGCAUUCUUUUCACCGCAAUAAUUAAGUUUGGUGGCUUAUGUGUUCAUUUGGUUAUACUUAUAUUGUUUAUUUAUGUGGUUUUUUGUUAACUAGCCAGGUGCCUCGGCCAAUUGUGCGGAAAAUGUCAUCGUCAUUCCGUUUAUUUGUUUUAGUUUUGACACGUACGUAUAAAUGUAAACUAUAUAUUGUGCUAUCUAAGAAGUAAUACUUAUAU